AAAAAGAGUGGAGACUCAAAUUUGCGACUUGUCAAAUACAAGACCCUGUCAUGUUUCACUUGACCAACCCUUCAGGUUUUGUUUUCACACAAUAAUACAGACAUUUUUUACAGGUUUAUCCACUUACCUAUGUUUUCCAUGAAAAACAUGCUAGAUGGGUGGCAUGUCACAACCUUCGAGUCCAUAAUAGUUUGUUUGGACACGAGAGAGCAGAUAAUGAUGGACAGACAAAAAAUAAGGUAGCAAAACUUUGUCCAGUCCAGUGCGUGAGAUGGCAGCUAUGUUCAUCUUCAGAAGCAGUCAUGGAAACCAGAAAUCAAAUACUACAAUACUAGCACAAAACUACAGUUCUUAAAAUUUCAGCAUAAUUUUAGCACCAAAUGAAGAAUUCCCUGGUUAUAGCCUUUUCCAUAACCAUAUGCUCCAUCGCUUUUGUGAUAUCAAAGAUUGUUAUCUCAGUCCUCCUCUACAAAAGAUGGAGAAGAAAACAUUUGAUUCAUGAAGAAGGUUAUCCAGGAGGGAAGAUAGUAAUAUUUAGGUCCUCAGGGCUUAAAUCUCUCAAAGCUGAUGUGAUCUUAAAGAAGACACAGAAACUAAACAGCAAGGACAUCAUUGGAUCAGGUGGUUAUGGUGUGGUUUAUGAACUAAAACUAGAUGACUCCACAGCCUUGGCAAUAAAAAGACUAAAUCGCGGAACUGCAGAGAGAGAUAAAGGUUUUGAGAGAGAGUUGGAAGCAAUGGCAGACAUAAAGCACCGCAACAUUGUGACACUUCAUGGAUAUUACUCUGCACCACACUACAAUCUUCUCAUAUAUGAGCUAAUGCCCCAUGGAAGUUUGGAUUCCUUUUUGCAUGGGAGAUCAAGGGAGAAGAAGGUUUUGGAUUGGCCAACCAGAUAUAGAAUAGCUGCAGGUGCAGCUAGAGGAAUAUCAUAUCUUCACCAUGAUUGCAUCCCUCACAUUAUCCACAGAGACAUAAAGUCAAGUAACAUAUUGUUGGAUCGAAAUAUGGAUGCUCGAGUUUCUGAUUUUGGAUUAGCAACGUUGAUGCAACCAACUAAAACUCAUGUGUCAACAAUUGUAGCUGGAACUUUUGGAUACUUGGCACCUGAAUAUUUUGAUACAGGAAGAGCAACACUGCAAGGGGAUGUUUACAGCUUUGGAGUUGUUUUGCUGGAGCUUUUAACUGGGAAAAAACCCAGUGAUGAAGCAUUUAUGGAAGAGGGAACCAUGCUUGUCACAUGGGUGAAGGCUGUUGUUCGAGACAAGAAAGAGGAGUUAGUUCUUGAUAAUAGCCUAGGGUCUUGUUCAAUGCAAGAGGUCAACAAGGUGUUCAGCAUUGCAAUGAUGUGUCUUGAACCGGAUCCCUUGAAGAGGCCAACCAUGGCCGAAGUUGUCUCUUUGCUUGAGCAAACAGAAGCAGAUAAACUCAUUACUGCAUCCUGAUGUUCACAUCAAAAUCGUUACUCUGAAGUUUCUGGAAAACCAUCCUACAAGCAGUGGCAGAUCUAGACUCCAAGUUAAAUGUAGUUUGGGAAUGCCAUGCUCAAGAGACGGUGGUGGGGAAUUAAAGAUAUGAAAAACUAGAAAAAUGUACAGUAAAAUAUUGAAUUUUUAAAAUGAAAAAAGAAAAUUGAUGGGGCCUUCAACAAUUUUUUUGUAAUUAUACAGGGACCGAGAGAUUUCAACAUACAUCGUGACAUGAUUAAAUUCCAAUUGACCAACUUGAAUGUGUCAGGAUUAAGACCAAGUAGAAGAUGUAGCUUGGGUCAGAGAAGCACAUGUAUGAAACACUAAUGAAGUGUUUCCUUCUAGGAGAAAUAGGAAAUUGGAAUUGAUCCAAGUGUAUAUUAAUGUCCAAAUCAAGUAUUUAGAUCAGUAGAAAUAAACACUGGAACUAGGUAACA
Glycine soja is the source of this 1906-nucleotide messenger RNA. RefSeq names its product receptor-like serine/threonine-protein kinase At1g78530. NCBI's taxonomy places the organism in Eukaryota, Viridiplantae, Streptophyta, Magnoliopsida, Fabales, Fabaceae. Gene Ontology annotation, biological process: protein phosphorylation. The coding region runs from base 381 to 1445 and encodes 354 amino acids. The transcript has 7 exons. Gene Ontology annotation, molecular function: ATP binding; protein kinase activity. The record is from RefSeq and is a predicted model, not a curated record.